AGUUGAAUCUUAUCAGGCGAUGAUGUAAAACGUGCAUUGUCUGUCAUUUAAAAAAUAAUUCUUUUCGUUAUCAGUCAAGUUUGUAUUGUGUAAUGAUUUAUUAAGUUGCUUAAUCGUGCGAAACUUAACAUUAAAUUUCAAGAUUCAUUAACUUUCACACGAGACUGAAAAUUUUGACUGAAAAUCUGUUUUAGUGAAUUUCUUUUUAAUGUGAUGAACAACAAAAAUGUGCUGAUUACGUGACAGUUGUGAAUGACAGAAGUAAAGAGUUUCUUAUCAGCUUAUCACACGGAAAUUUCUGUGCCAACAUAAAAAAAUAAACAAAAAAAUGAGCAAUUUAAGUGUCAACGAUGUUUUAACUUUCAAUCUCAAUUAUAAAGUAACGAAGAAAGUGAAGAAAGGAUUUCUAGGCUUUCGAAAUGAAACGCAAGAAACUGUUAUCCUUAAUGACGUGAAAGGAAGAAUCGAGUCUGGCACCAUGACAGCAUUACUCGGCGCCAGUGGGUGUGGAAAGACGACACUUCUCGCUGCACUUUCACAGAGAUUAAGAGGAAAACUUAUCGGAGAGAUUAGAUUCAAUGGCGAGGUCAUAGAUCGGUCUAAGAUGACAAAUAUCUCAAGUUUCGUGGCACAAAGUGACGUCGCUCUCGAAGGCUUAACCGUCCGUGAACAUUUUCAUUUCAUGAUUGAACUGAAAGUGCCGAAAAUGUCGGCCUUCGAGAAAAGUCGGUUAAGUGAAUCGUCUUUGACGAAAUUUGGUUUAAAAGGCAGCACAAAGUUGAAGUUUCUCUCGGGGGGAGAAAAGCGGAAGUUGAGCUUAGCCAGUGAGUUACUGACGAAGCCACAAAUUUUAUUUUGUGAUGAACCGACGUCAGGUCUUGACAGCUUCAGCGCUUUUUCUGUUAUGAACACACUUCGAGAACUUUCAGGAUAUUCCAGCAACAAUCCAAAGCAGAUUUCGUCGUCAUCAUCUCGCAUCAUUCUCUUCUCCAUUCAUCAACCGACAUCCGACAUCUUUCAACUCUUUACAAAUGUCAUUCUCAUGAAGUCGGGACGAAUAAUUUUUCAUGGUUCCGUGCAAGAAGCUGAAAAUCUCUUCACAAACAUGGGAAUGCCAUGUCCACCACGAUACAAUCCAGCUGAGUUUUACGUUAAAAGAAUUUCUGAUGCGAAAGUUUCUGAUGACAUCAUCAAACGCGUGGGUGUCAAUGAAGAAGAAAAGUUGAAUGAAGAAAAUAAGAAAACUUCGUCACAUUAUGAUGAAAACUUAUCAGCUCGAUCGAAAGCUUCGUGGUUGCGUCAAGUUUAUUUGCUAUCGCAACGAACUACUCUCAACUUCCUUCAUGAUCCAAAACAUUAUCUCAUCGAAUUUCUCAUUCUCAUCGUUUUUGCUUUAAUCAUCACCGCAGUGUAUUCAGGAAUUUCUUUUGAAUCUCAGGCACCAGUUCAAGACAUCAAAGGCUUUCUGAUAGUUGUCGCAACUGAAAUCUUGUUUGUUUUCGUCUAUGCUGUCUUCAUGUUGAUCUAUGAAGUGCUUCCGUUGUUACGUAAGGAAAUUGGAAAUCGUCUUUAUUCCCUCUCUGCGUAUUAUGUUUCGAUUGUGUUACUUUCAAUCCCACGAGUCUUUCUUGAAACUCUCAUCUUCACUGCCAUCAUUUAUUUUCCGACUGAUAUAGGCCGUGACUUUAUCACGUAUUUGCGUAUUUGUUUGUCGGUGUCAAUGUCAGGAAUUUGUGCAAUGGCUUACGGCUUCUUUCUUUCCGGUUUAUUUGAAUCAUUUCUCAUCGGAACUGAGCUGUCAGCUAUUCUCGAUUUGGUGCUCAUACUUGCUGCUGGUGUUUAUAUCAACGUCAGAAAUGUUCCAUUCUUAAAAUACGCUUCGUUCUUCUACUACGCAAAUGAAUGUGUUGCGAUAGAUUUCUGGUUAACUGUUGACGACAUCAAGUGUAGUCGAGGAUUUAAUUGCUAUACGAAUGGCACGGCUGUACUUGAAAGUCUCGCUUUUGGCACCACUGAAUAUGAUGUUUACAAGAACUAUCUUUAUCAAUUCAUCUUGACAUUCAUGCUUCACGUUAUGGCUUUUCUUGGUAUCAGGAAAAAUGUUCGCCGAACUGGUUUCUACUGAAUCAAUUUAUUUGUAAUUUAAAUAAUGUUUCUUCUCUUCAGGUUGUAUACGAAUCCCAAUCUACAUUUUAUAAAAUACGCGUAAUAUUAAAAAAAGAGAAAAAUAAACAAUUUUUGAUACUAACAUGUC
Molecule: messenger RNA, 2254 nt
Organism: Clunio marinus
Lineage: Eukaryota; Metazoa; Arthropoda; Insecta; Diptera; Chironomidae
Source: the annotation of a GenBank genome assembly